GAAAUCCCCAACCCUCUUGUUACCAUGACCACCACCAGAAGCAAUACUUUUAGUGAUGCUACUGUGGAGUAUGUUGUUGGAACUGUCCUGGAUGCUAACUCUGAGUCUCCUUACAGGCUUGUCCUGAAGGAAGCUGGUAUUGAAUCUAUGAUGGACAUUCUUGAGUUGACUUUGGAUGACCUACUGUUUCUGCAGUGGACUUCAGGAGAGGAGACCCCCAAGAAGUUGACCCUUGUCCAAUCCAAGCGUAUCAUGCACCUCAUUGCCUGGCAUAGAACUCAGGAUGACCCAAGCAAUGUGGAUUGGUUUUCAUUGACUCCUACAGUACUCAGACAGUUUAGAGAAGGUGAAAUCUAUUCCAAGCCCCAAUGUGCAGAUGAGAUGUCUGAAAAUUCCUACACUGUUCCCCAUGCCCAGCCAGCAUUGCCUAAUGCUGCUUAUGACUUUGACAAAGGUACUAAGAGAAGUAUUGCUGACUAUCCUGUUCUGAAAGAAGCCAAACAAUGGUCCUCUUGGAAUCGCCAGACCAGAGCUCUUGCCCUUUCCCAUGGCCUACUGAAUGUAUUUGACCCUGCCUAUGUUCCCCUCAACCCUGAUGAAGCCUCUCUGUUUGCUACUCAGCAAAGAUUUGUCUUCAGUGUGUUUACCAUGGCCAUCAAGGAAACCAAGGGAAUGAUUAUCAUACGCCAGCACUCUGAUGAAAAGAAUGCUACAUCUCUGUUUGGCAAUGCUCAGCUUGUCUACACUGCCUUGAUGGCUGCCUAUGAGGGUGGUGUUGUGGCUACACUUUCUGCUCAGUAUCAUGAAACCCUUCUCUUGAAUUACAACUUGAACAAUUCCUGGACCAAACCUCUUGUGACCUGGUUUUCUUCUUUUGAGCACAAACUGCUGGAUUUGGACAAUGUGCUUCCUACUCCCAAGGAUGAUGCUUGGAAGCGCAACAGACUUGAAAUGGCUGUGCUUCAUCAUACUCAGCUUCAGACCUUUCAUUCUACACUUUCUACCCAAGCACUUGUGAUGGGCAAGCAACAUGACUUCCUCUUUGAACUUGAAGCCUGCAAGACUCAAGCUGCCAAAUUGGAUGCGCAGGCUGGCAUGAAAGCUAAGACACAGAGGCAGACCAACAACCAUGAGCGUGGUGGGAACAAAGGUACUGGCCAUGGCAAUGCUUCCAACAGGAAGGGCAAUGCUGGCCGUGGUGCAUCCAAGGGUAAAGCCAAGGGAGGCAAGUAUUCUAACUAUAUUGACCCUGCAAAAUGGAAUGCUAUGACCUCAGAAGAAAAGCAAGCUGUCUAUGAUGCACGCUCUACACCCAGUGCAAGCAACACUCCCAAUGCAAACCCAGUCCCUUCCUCUGUGCUCAUCAACCAAGGUACUGUGCAACCAAGUUCUACUUCUGAUGCUGUUCCAACUGGGCAACACAUUGUCCCCAGUAGUGGUGCCUCUGCUCUCUCUGGUACCACCAACCAGUCUUUCAUCAGGCAACUGCUUUCUAAUGCUACUGCCAGAACUCCCACUGUACCUACUUCUUCCCAUGAUGGGGAGAUUGUCAUUGAUGGGCUCAGGUUCAGACAUGUUAAUAUGCACAAGGUCAGCUACUGUGUUAGCAACUAUGACUUGACCCUUCAGACCCACCAGGGUUCACUCAUUGAUGGUGGGGCUAAUGGUGGCAUGUCUGGUGCUGAUGUCAGAGUCUUGGAAAAGGGAUUUGCCACUGCUGAUGUUACUGGUAUUGGCAAUCAUGCUGUUUCCAACUUACCUAUUUGUCAGGUUGCAGGUGCUAUCAUGACUACAAAUGGAUUGAUCAUUGGCAUCUUCAGUCAGUAUGCACAUUUUGGAAAAGGCAAAACUAUUCAUUCUAAGCCUCAGAUGGAACAGUUUGGACUUACCAUUGAUGACAGAUCCAGACUUAGUGGAGGGCAACAAAGAAUGGUAACCCCUUGUGGACACAUCAUCCCUUUGCACAUUCGCAAUGGUCUUUGCUACAUGGAUAUGCACCCUCCCAGUGAUACUGAAAUGGAUGCCCACCCCCAUGUCUUCUUUACUGCUGACAUGCCUUGGGAUCCCUCCAUUUUGGACAAUGAAUACACUGAGCAUGAGUUCUCUGACUGUCUUGCACCUGAAGACUUCACUCCUUUGGAUCAUCGUGUGAACCAAUUUGGAACUACCACUGAUUCUGACUUCUACCUUGACACUUGUAUUCAUGCUGUCCAUAACAUGCAACUUGUGCAUUCCCAACAUGUCUCAACUCAAGUGCCUGACUUGCAAGCACUACGCCCUAAUUUUGGAUGGAUUCCUGUUGAGAGAUUGAAGAACACCUUGGCUAAUACAACUCAGUAUUACAGGGCUUCCAUCUCUUACCCAUUCAGAAAGCAUUACAAGUCCAGAUUCCCUGCUGCUAAUGUUCACAGAUUGAAUGAAUGGUUUGCUACUGACACCUUCUUUAGCAAUGUACCUGCUCAUGAUGAUGGUUACAAGCACCAUGGUGGUGCUACUAUGUUGCAAGUCUAUGCUGGCAAGGACUCUGGAUACUUAGCUGGGUAUCCCAUGAAGAUGGAAGGUCAAAUGCCCCAGACUCUAGAAGACUUUAUCCGUGAUAAAGGUGCUCCUUUGGGCUUGUUCAGUGACAAUGCUAAGGCCCAGACCUCCAAGGCUGUUGUGACCAUUCAGCGCCUCUACCAUAUUGCAGAUGCUCAAUCUGAGCCUCACUAUCAACAUCAAAACUUUGCUGAGCGCUGUAUCCAAAACAUCAAACGUAUGACCAAUACUAUUAUGGAUCGCACUGGCACCCCUGCCAAGUACUGGCUCCUUUGCACUCUGUUUGUCAUUGACCUAUCCAAUCACCUUGUGAGUGAUACACUUCAAGCAACUCCUUUGACCCGAUGCUUUGGUAUUCCCACUGAUGUUUCUGCUUACCUCACUUACCAUUGGUGGCAAUUGGUUUAUUUUGAGAACCAUGAUGGCUCUUUUCCCUCUACUCCUAAGGAAGGCCUUGCUCAUUGGGUUGGUCCUACUAAUAUGAAGGGGGAUGUAUUGACUUAUCAGUUGCUGACUGUGGAUACUCAGCAGCUGCUCUUUCGCUCCAACAUUCGUCCUGCUACCACUGACCCCAUGGUCCCUAAUGCUAGAGUUGAUGCCUCUGCUGCUCCACAUCUUCACCUGGAGGCAGGGGAGGAAAAGGACCAGUCAGACAACAUCAAGUCUAUCUCUGAUUUCCAAAAGAUUGAUCCUUCUUAUAUGAGUUAG
Phaeodactylum tricornutum CCAP 1055/1 is the source of this 3246-nucleotide messenger RNA. RefSeq lists its product with no specific name. Gene Ontology annotation, molecular function: nucleic acid binding. Bases 25 to 3246 code for a protein of 1073 amino acids. The record is from RefSeq and is a predicted model, not a curated record. The transcript has 2 exons. NCBI's taxonomy places the organism in Eukaryota, Bacillariophyta, Bacillariophyceae, Surirellales, Neidiaceae.